CCAUCUCCUAAUAACGAAGGUAGGUAUUAUUCAGCGCUAAACCCCCGGUCACACUGCUCCCACGGAAGUCUGUAAAUGUAAAUAGACGGAACUUGCUGCAGAGACAGCUAAAAACUCAAAGAAUUAUAUUUCCUGGACAGCAGGAGCAAGCAGAAGAAAGAAAGCCAGCCGCUGGUCAAUUAAAUGCGCAUCAAAAUGAACUGUGAAGUGCAGGAGCAGCAAAAACAUCAGCUACAGCAGCAACAGCAACAACAACACCAGCAGCAACAGCAACAACAUUUCAACAGCAGCAACAAGUUGCCAGUGAGAAAGCAGGAGAGCUGCUCCGACGACGACGAGAAUCUGAGUCGGACGACGGAGCGCCAGAAUCUAGAGUUUGCCAAGAAGCUAGGCUACAGCGAACAGUCCAUUCACUCGGCGUUGACGCGCCUGGGCUCGGAGGCUAAGCAGAAUGAGCUGCUGGCGGAGCUAAUCAAACUGACGGCUGAUGCCCCACGACCCGCCCACAUCGGUAGUGGUACUAAUCCAUCUACCCUCUCCUCCCCUGUUGGCAACAACAUCUCUGGACUGCGGCACAUUGUCAUCGAUGGCAGUAAUGUUGCUCUAUCCCACGGCAACAACCUGAUAUUUUCCUGCCGCGGCAUUCGCAUCUGUGUCGACUGGUUCCGGCAGCGUGGACAUCGUGAAAUUACCGCUUUUGUUCCUAACUGGCGCAAGGAGCUGGCCAACAACAACAUUGCCGACCAGGAAGUACUCUACGAACUGGAGCAUGAAAGGUUCUUAGUGUUUACUCCAUCGCGACAUCUAGACGGCAAGCGUGUCUCCUGUUACGAUGAUCGAUUCAUACUCAAGUUGGCAGUGGAAACCGAUGGCAUUGUGGUCUCUAACGACAAUUACAGGGAUCUGAUCCUGGAGAGUAACGAGUUCAGGCGCGUGGUUCAGGAACGCCUACUGAUGUACUCAUUUGUCAAUGACAUUUUCAUGCCACCUGAUGAUCCACUUGGCAGAUCGGGUCCGAAUUUGGAUCUAUUCCUGUGCUCACAAACACAACAGAAGAUGGCGGAUGCGCAACAGUUGUGUCCUUAUGGCAAGAAAUGCACCUACGGUCAAAAAUGCAAGUUUCGACAUUAUCCGGGUCCACUGCUACAGCGACUGCCACUUCAGGCCUCCCAUAGUGCUCCUCUGCACACGAAUGGUAGUCAGCAAAUAAUCAGUCCGGGUGGCAAUAAUAACAAUGUUAAGAUGAACUCCCUGAUUAGCCGGGAGCCAUUGGGACGCACAAAGUCCAAUACUCUGGAGCAAGUGUGCCAGGGUUUCUCAGCACAAAUGGAGCUUACUGAGGGCUCUAUGGAAUCCAGCCAGCCAAAUCGCCACAAGAAGCUGCAGCGGCAACAGCCGCCGCCCGCCUAUCGUCUCCUGGUGCCCACCUACAGCGCUCCUCUUCAGCAACAACAUCAGCAGCAGCCGGUGCAACAGCAGCAUCAACAGUCUAAUUCCAGCUCCAACUAUAACCACCAGUAUCUGACGCGCACGCCAUCCGCCCCGGUCACAGAUCAAGGACUGGGUCUGCCACUGCCUGCUCACAAUUUCGCGCAUCUGUCCGCCUCCGAUUCGCGCAUUAACGAGGAACUGCAUGCUUCACAACAACUUCCACGGGAUGAGCAGCGAAGAUUGCUCCGCUAUCACUUGGGUAGCCUGUUUCCACCGCACCAGGUACAUGCCGUGCUGCAGCUAUAUCCGGAGGAGACCGACGCCAAGACCAUCUGCGCAGCUAUACUUAAUUUAUUUCCGCAUAAUUAG
Drosophila eugracilis is the source of this 1800-nucleotide messenger RNA. RefSeq names its product endoribonuclease ZC3H12A (gene Regnase-1). The record is from RefSeq and is a predicted model, not a curated record. Gene Ontology annotation, cellular component: nucleus; cytoplasmic ribonucleoprotein granule. Gene Ontology annotation, molecular function: metal ion binding; RNA endonuclease activity; mRNA binding. Lineage: Eukaryota; Metazoa; Arthropoda; Insecta; Diptera; Drosophilidae.